Messenger RNA from Fukomys damarensis (Damara mole-rat), 4812 nucleotides. RefSeq names its product VPS8 subunit of CORVET complex (gene Vps8). Gene Ontology annotation, molecular function: protein binding. The record is from RefSeq and is a predicted model, not a curated record. Bases 167 to 4549 code for a protein of 1460 amino acids. NCBI's taxonomy places the organism in Eukaryota, Metazoa, Chordata, Mammalia, Rodentia, Bathyergidae. Gene Ontology annotation, biological process: endosomal vesicle fusion; protein targeting to vacuole. The transcript is spliced from 49 exons. Gene Ontology annotation, cellular component: HOPS complex; CORVET complex; late endosome.
UGCGCAUGCGUGACGCGAGAGCAGGGGCCGGGGUCACGUGAAUCGAGUGUCUGGGUCCGGAAUGGCUGCAAGCUGAGAGAUCAUCAUUCAAAUCAUUGUGAUCUAAGGCCAAAAACAAGAUAAAACACGUGCUUCGGUUGAUUGAGUACAAUUAUUAAAAGCAAAAAUGGAAAAUGAACCGGAACAAGAUAGUGUGGAACAGAAUCUCUGUGUCAAGACUGCUACUGAAGAAGAACCGAAUAAGUCUUUCAAUCUAGAAGCUUCACUUUCAAAAUUCUCUUACAUUGAUCUGGACAAGGAGCUGGAGUUCAGAAAUGAUUUGAUUGAUGACAAGGAGUUUGAUAUUCCUCAAGUUGAUACUCCUCCAACACUGGAAAGCAUACUAAAUGAAACUGAUGAUGAAGAUGAGUCUUUUGUUCUCGAGGAUCCUACGUUGUUAAACAUUGAUACCAUUGACUCACACUCCUAUGAUACUUCGUCUGUGGCAAGCUCAGAUAGUGGUGACAGGACCAACCUAAAAAGGAAGAAGAAAUUACCUGAUUCUUUUUCACUCCAUGGCUCAGUUAUGCGGCAUUCACUUCUGAAGGGAAUUUCUGCCCAGAUAGUAUCUGCAGCUGACAAAGUAGAUGCUGGCUUGCCUACAGCAAUUGCAGUCUCCAGUCUGAUAGCAGUGGGUACAUCUCAUGGAUUGGCUUUAAUAUUUGGAAAAGAUCAGAAUCAAGCAUUGCGACUCUGUCUGGGGAGCACUAGUGUUGGAGGUCAGUAUGGAGCCAUCUCUGCUCUCAGUAUCAACAAUGACUGCUCAAGACUGCUCUGUGGCUUUGCUAAAGGACAGAUUACCAUGUGGGAUUUGGCCAGUGGAAAACUUCUCAGAUCAAUAACAGAUGCUCAUCCUCCAGGAACAGCAAUAUUGCACAUCAAGUUUACAGAUGAUCCAACUCUUGCAAUUUGCAAUGACAGCGGAGGCUCUGUUUUUGAAUUGACAUUUAAGAGAGUGAUGGGAGUGAGAACUUGUGAAUCUAGAUGUCUGUUCAGUGGUUCCAAGGGAGAAGUUUGCUGUAUUGAGCCUCUACAUUCUAAGCCUGAAUUGAAAGAUCAUCCCAUCACGCAGUUUUCAUUAUUGGCCAUGGCAUCCUUAACAAAGAUACUGGUCAUUGGAUUGAAACCAUCCUUGAAAGUGUGGAUGACUUUUCCCUAUGGACGUAUGGAUCCUUCCAGUGUUCCAUUGCUGGCCUGGCAUUUUGUAGCAGUGCAUAAUUAUGUGAACCCCAUGCUUGCUUUCUGCAGAGGAGAUGUUGUUCAUUUUCUUUUGGUUAAGAGAGAUGAAUCUGGAGCAAUACAUGUUACUAAGCAAAAGUAUCUUCACCUGUACUAUGAUCUCAUCAACUUUACUUGGAUAAACUCACGCACAGUUGUGCUCUUAGACAGUGUGGAGAAGCUGCAUGUGAUUGACUGGCAGACACAAGAGGAAUUAGAAACUGUGGAGAUCUCAGAAGUUCAGUUGGUUUAUAAUAGCAGCCAUUUCAAGUCACUCGCCACUGGAGGAAAUGUUAGCCAGGCACUGGCUUUGGUUGGAGAGAAGGCUUGUUACCAAUCCAUCAGUAGCUGUGGCGGUCAGAUCUUUUAUCUGGGGACGAAAUCUGUUUAUGUGAUGAUGCUGAGAAGCUGGAGAGAGAGAGUGGAUCAUCUCUUGAAACAAGAUUGCCUCACAGAAGCCUUGGCCCUUGCAUGGUCUUUCCAUGAAGGAAAAGCAAAAGCAGUAGUGGGAUUAUCAGGGGAUGUCAGUAAGCGAAAGGCUGUUGUUGCAGAUCGGAUGGUAGAAAUCCUGUUCCAUUAUGCAGAUCGUGCUCUGAAAAAGUGCCCAGAACAGGGAAAAAUCCAAGUGAUGGAGCAACAUUUUCAGGAUACGGUGCCUGUCAUAGUUGAUUACUGCCUUCUCCUGCAGAGAAAGGAUCUUUUAUUUAGCCAAAUGUAUGCUAAGUUAAGUGAGAAUUCGGUGGCCAAAGGAGUGGUUUUGGAGUGUCUUGAACCAUAUAUUUUAAGUGAUAAAUUGGUGGGGAUCACACCCCAAGUAAUGAAAGACUUGAUUGUUCAUUUCCAAGAUAAAAAGUUGAUGGAAAAUGUGGAAGCCCUCAUUGUACACAUGGAUAUCACCAGCCUCGAUAUUCAGCAGAUAGUUCUCAUGUGUUGGGAAAAUCGACUAUAUGAUGCUAUGAUUUAUGUCUACAAUAGAGGCAUGAAUGAAUUCAUUAGUCCAAUGGAGAAACUUUUCAAAGUCAUUGCUCCUCCUCUGAAUGCAGGAAAAACACUAACAGAUGAGCAAGUUGUUAUGGGCAACAAGCUUCUUGUAUAUAUUAGCUGUUGUCUGGCAGGCCGUGCCUAUCCCCUUGGUGACAUCCCUGAAGAUCUUGUUCCCUUGGUUAAAAACCAGGUUUUUGAAUUUCUGAUUCGUCUGCAUUCAGCAGAAGCAUCCCCCGAGGAAGAAAUCUAUCCUUAUGUUCGGACUUUACUGCAUUUUGACACAAGAGAAUUCCUAAAUGUGUUGGCCUUGACCUUUGAAGAUUUUAAAAAUGAUAAGCAAGCUGUGGAAUAUCAACAGCGAAUUGUGGAUAUUUUGUUGAAAGUUAUGGUGGAGAAUUCAGAUUUUACUCCCUCACAAGUAGGGUGUCUCUUUACUUUCCUUGCUCGGCAACUUGCAAAACCUGACAAUACUUUGUUUGUGAACAGAACACUGUUUGAUCAGGUGCUUGAAUUCCUGUGUAGCCCUGAUGAUGACUCUCGACACUCUGAAAGACAGCAGGUCCUUUUAGAAUUGCUGCAGGCUGGUGGCAUAGUUCAAUUUGAAGAAAGUGGUCUCAUUCGUAUGGCAGAAAAGGCCGAGUUCUAUCAAAUUUGUGAAUUUAUGUAUGAACGAGAACACCAAUAUGACAAAAUUAUUGAUUGCUACUUGCGUGACCCACUGAGACAGGAAGAAGUCUUUAAUUACAUUCACAACAUCUUAUCCAUUCCUGGCCACAGUGCUGAGGAGAAACAGUCUGUGUGGCACAAAGCAAUGGAUCAUAUUGAGGAGCUUGUAUCCCUGAAGCCCUGUAAAGCUGCAGAGCUGGUUGCUACACACUUUUCUGAACAGAUUGAAACAGUCAUUAAAAAACUUCAGAACCAGGUAUUGCUUUUUAAAUUCUUGAGGAGUCUUCUUGACCCAAGGGAAGGUAUUCAUGUAAAUCAGGAAUCGCUGCAAGUAUCUCCCAGUAUGACAGAGCAGUUCAUUGAGCUCUUAUGUCAGUUCAGUCCAAACCAAGUUAUAGAGACACUGCAAGUCCUUGAGUGCUAUCGACUAGAAGAAACUAUUCAGAUUACUCAAAAGUAUCAGCUCCAUGAAGUCACUGCCUAUCUAUUGGAAAAGAAAGGAGAUAUUCCUGGUGCCUUCUCAAUAAUGCUAAAGAGACUGCAGAGCAAGCUUCAAGAGAUAACACAUCAAGCUGAAAAUACCAAAGAGGAUUCCUUACUGAAUGAAGUUGAAGAUACCACGGUAGAGACAAUUGCUCUUUGCCAGAGAAAUUCUCAUAAUUUGAACCAGCAGCAACGAGAGGCACUCUGGUUUCCAUUAUUGGAGGCCAUGAUGGCCCCUCAGAAGCUGUCUGGGGCAGCUGCACCUCACAUGCACUCUGAAGCUCUGAAAUCUUUGACUAUGCAAGUUCUAAACAGCAUGGCGGCAUUUAUUGCUCUACCAUCAAUCUUGCAAAGAAUCUUACAGGAUCCAGUUUAUGGGAAAGGAAAACUUGGAGAAAUCCAGGGCCUUAUUCUGGGAAUGUUAGAUACCUUUAACUAUGAACAGACCCUGCUAGAAACAACAACCAGCCUUCUCAACCAAGAUCUCCAUUGGUCAUUGUGUAACCUAAGAGCUUCUGUCUCACGAGGACUGAAUCCCAAACAGGAUUAUUGCUCUAUAUGUUUGCAACAGUACAAGCGACGCCAAGAAAUGGCGGAUGAAAUUAUUGUCUUUAGCUGUGGCCAUUUGUAUCAUUCAUUCUGUCUGCAAAGCAAAGAAUGCACUGUAGAAAUUGAGGGCCAAGCAAGAUGGACAUGCUACAAAUGCAGCUCAAGUAACAAAGUAGGAAAACUAAGUGAAAAUUCAUCGGAAAUUAAAAGAGGAAGAAUAACUCCAUCACAGGUAAAACUGUCUCCAUCCUGCCAUCCAUCCAAAGGGGAUCCUGCUUCUAAGAAGGACCCAGUGAGAAACGCAGCCGCUGUCCCCAAGGCACGGACUGAGCCCUGUCACUCGAGUACAGACAGCACCAGCAGGGAACACGUUGGGCAGGCAACCUCAGAACCUGUUCUGGAUCCACAGCAAACCCAGGCAUUUGAGCAGCUGUGCCGACUGUACCGAGGAAGUUCCCGGCUGGCGCUCCUGACAGAACUCUCCCAGAACCGAAGCAGUGACAGCUACCGGCCCUUCAGCGGCUCCCAGAGUGGCCCCGCUUUCAGCAGCGUCUUCCAGAACGAGAACUUCCAGCUGCGGCUCGCGCCCCCGCCUGUGACCGAGGACUGACGCAGCCCCUCUGCCGACCCAGGUCCCUCGCCGCCCUCCGCUGCGCCCCGUCUCUUCCUCGGUGCGGCCAGCUUCUGCCCACCCUGCUGGCUGCUGUUUCCCUUGGAACCUCGUGCCUCCGCUCUUUGGGAAGGACAUUUGCCCUGUGGGCUUUCUCUGUCCCACGGAAUCCUGGAGAGUGAGCAGGGCUCCUCCGACGGCGGCAUUCUGGGUGGGUGAGCUGGGCCAGUCCAGGGUGGGCCUGGGGUGGGGGCUCCCCCGAG